Molecule: messenger RNA, 1261 nt
Organism: Penaeus vannamei (Pacific white shrimp)
Lineage: Eukaryota; Metazoa; Arthropoda; Malacostraca; Decapoda; Penaeidae
Source: RefSeq, a predicted model, not a curated record
AUGGACCCCACAGAGAAAACUAUUGGGGUACGGUGUGACAAAAAGUGGCACAUCCCGCCCAGACGAUCACCUUUAACGUGGGCCUACCCCCAGGAGUCCGACUACGACGACUACGAGUACGAGGAGGAGGUGGAGGAGUACGGCGAUGUCCCCGAGUUCGCCUUCGAGUCUCAGAACCUGGUGGCGAAGGUCGGCGAGACGGUCAACAUUCCCUGCCAGAUCACCGAGAAUAGUCCCUUCGUGCUGCUCGUGAAGAAGGCGGCGUCGGGCGACGACAAAGACAAGCUGAUCUUCGUGGGCAACGUGAAGGUGCAGCGCGACCGCCGCUACAAGUUCGACAACAACCAGCUCGAGAUCUCCAACCUGCGCGCCUCGGACUCCGGCACCUACAUCUGCCGCCUCGAGUCGCAGCCGUCGCCCAUCGAGCUCCACCACUUCCUCGACGUCCAGUACCCGCCCAAGGUGCAGGCCGUGUCCCCCCCGGAGCACCACGUGAGGAAGGGCGACAACGUGCAGCUGGAGUGCAAGGCCGAGGGCAACCCCCAGCCGGUCAUCAGCUGGUCCCGCCUGGAGGGCCGCCUGCCGUCCGGCGCGCAGCACGAGGAGGGCGAGAGCAUGACCCUGGCCGACGUCGACCGCCACGUGGAGGGCACCUACACCUGCACGGCCGACAACAGCAUCGGAGAACCCGCCUCCGCCUCCAUGUCCGUCAUCGUCGACUACGAACCUGAGAUCAUCACUGAAAAGGCCAUCAUCCGCUCCGGCGAAGGCGACACCGUGGAGCUGGUGUGCAUCGUCCACGCCCGCCCCGCCCCCACCGUGAACUGGACCCUCAACGGCAUGCCCGUCGACCUGGACGCCCACGCCGAGGAGAAGGACGGCGGCCACAGGCACUCCCUCAGGAUCUCUCAGGUGACCGAGGAGGACUUCGGGGACUACGUGUGCACCGCCCACAACGACCUGGGAACCGUCACCGGAUCCAUCCACAUGACUGGCCUGCCCAAGCCCCCCCACUUCACCAGCGACCCCAACGGCGGCGAGGAGACCAGCUACACCCUCACGUGGGAGACCGAGAGCUAUUAUCCUAUUGAAUCCUACCGACUCAAGUACAGGAAGGCUAAGGCCAACGACUCCCACCGACGAGCCGGCGAGUUGGAGCGAGAUGACCUACGACGCCAGUGACGUGGAGACGAACGGUUCUGAUGCACACCAUGAAGCACACGAUCGAGGACCUGGAGCCUGCCACCGACUACCACGCCAA